Molecule: messenger RNA, 2310 nt
Organism: Vanessa atalanta (red admiral)
Lineage: Eukaryota; Metazoa; Arthropoda; Insecta; Lepidoptera; Nymphalidae
Product: putative fatty acyl-CoA reductase CG5065
Exons: 11
Coding region: 160-1494 (444 amino acids)
Biological process (GO): long-chain fatty-acyl-CoA metabolic process
Cellular component (GO): peroxisome
Molecular function (GO): alcohol-forming very long-chain fatty acyl-CoA reductase (NADP+) activity
Source: RefSeq, a predicted model, not a curated record
AUACAUUAAGCUUACAAGUUAACUCGUUCAGAUUUCAUCAAACCAGUCAACUGCAAGAGUUGGGGAAGUGAGAACGUGCCUGAUUUCGAUCUUCAUAAUAAUUAGGAUUUUUUAUCUUCCAUAGACUUAACGCCGAAGACAUCUUAACGAGUCUUCAAAAUGUACAAAACGGUCGCAGAAUGCUACGAAGGGCAAUCUGUUUUUCUGACUGGAGGCACCGGUUUUCUAGGAAAGGUGAUCUUAGAAAAAUUACUGUACAGUUGUCCUGGAUUAGACAAAGUUUACGUAAUGGUCCGAGACAAGAAAAACACAGUUGCGCAGCAAAGAAUCCAGAAGAUUCUGGAACAGCCGAUUUUCUCGAGAUUAAGAGAUGAAAAUCCCAAAGCCUUUGACAAAAUUGUUCCAAUCGUGGGCGACAUUUCCGAACCUAAACUCGGACUCAACGCUCAGGAUGAAGAACUUAUAACUAGUAAGGUUUCGAUAGUAUUCCACGUUGCUGCAACAAUCAAGUUCAAUGAACCAUUCGAAGUUGCUAUGAACAUUAACGUGGCCGGUACCAAACGGGUACUCGAACUCAGUCAUCGCAUGAAGAAUAUUAAGGCCUUUGUCUACGUUUCAACUGCUUAUUCAAAUUCAGACAGAGAUGUUAUAGAGGAAGUCAUAUAUCCAGCGCCAGCUUCUUUGAACGAACUGAAAAAGUUACUAGAGAUUGGACUAACUGAAGAACAAGUAAAGAAUCUUAUAGGUAACAGACCCAAUACGUAUACAUUCACGAAAGCGAUUGCGGAAAACCUAAUAGCUGACAAUAGUGACCGCAUACCGUCUGUGAUAAUCCGCCCAUCUGUAGUAUCAUCCAGCAAAACGGAGCCUCUUGUUGGAUGGAUUGACAACUGGUUUGGAGCCUCCGCCCUCAUGACUACAAUCUCUAAGGGCUUGAACCGUGUUGUCCUCGCUCAUCCUUUAAAUUGUCUUGAUCUCAUACCAGUUGAUUAUGUUUCAAAUUUAAUAAUCGUUGCUGCUUCGAAAUGUGAAAGGUCAAAAGAUGUCGCAGUAUACAAUUGCAGUUCGAGUGCAGAAAAUCCAAUAACAAUGAAACAUUUGAGUGAACUUAUCAUUGAAGAUGCUCACAAGAAUAAAUGUUAUGACGCACCCUUGCCAUUCGUAUACUUCACGCAGCAUAAAAUGCUGCUGUUCCUUUUAACGCUGAUCCUGCAAACGAUACCAGCCUAUAUAGGAGACAUAAUUUUAUUGUUAAUAGGAAAAAAAGCCAGAUUCAUAAAAAUCCAAGCCAAAAUAUCGUUGGUCCGAAAUACAUUGGAAUAUUUCACAUCAAAUAAUUGGAUCAUAAAGGCGUCAAAGACGAGAGCCUUAGCACAGUCUCUCUCACCAGUCGACAAAGAAACAUUCCCUUGCGACCCGGCAGAUAUUGUGUGGGACGAAUACAUUCCAACUUAUUGUGCGGGCAUAAGAAAAUUUUUAUUACCAAAGAAGUAAUAAAAUCAUGAUUUGUUUAAUUCUCCGAGUAAUAAUAAUAAUAGUGGUAUACAAAAAGAACAAUUUGUUUUUCUAUUUAUUAUAUUUAGAAAGAUAAAUAGAUAACAAACGAGUUUUUUAAUGUCGAAUGUUUUAUGGAAGAACCCCACUAACCUCUGUACUAGCAAUAUAUAAUUACUACGCAAUGACUAGCGAGAGGAUUAGUGGAAAAGAAAAUAAAUACUCCAGAAAGAAAUGGAAAGGCAAGGAAAAGACGAGUACACACACACACACUUAAGUAAAUAACUAAAUGAUAUACUUAUGCUAAAUUCAAAUCACAAUGACAAAAGUGAUGUCCAUGCAAACUUUAUAUAUGACACGUCAACUACUUUCAUUAGCCUUUCAGUUAACAGCCUAGCCAUUUUAUUAACGCCGUUACAACAGCAACCUGAAUGACAUUCAGCCACUACAUCUAUGUUAUGCUAGUAAAUAAUAAUUUAGUUAUAUAAAAUAUCAUAAAUAAAACUUUAAAUAAAUUACUUACUUUUAAAUAAAUGUAGAAAUUAAGUUUUUGUCAGGCAAAUUUAACGGUAUCAUUUAAUUAAAAGGCUAGGCUGGUAAUUGAAUGGCUAAUUAAUCUGCGACAUGUAUAUAAUUUUUCUAUACCUAUGACGAUGAACAAUUUUGUAGUUGCAAAAUUGAGGGUGUUUGAGGGACCCCCUGAAUGCUUUAAGUUGGACCCAGCAGGUGGCGAUGCCAUCGGGUCCAGGGUGUUUUUCUAAAAAAUGUAGUCGGGACGGGCCACUAUUUAUUUAAGAAACUUAAUUUAGUUAUAUA